AUUGAUGUGUUGCAGGUGUCUCUAAACCCAGUGCGCAUUCUGAAGAAUGAGGCGAACGAGGAGAAGGGUGAGACGGCGCGAAUGUCGUCGUUCAUCGGGGCGAUCGCGAUCGGCGACCUCGUGAAGAGCACACUAGGCCCCAAGGGCAUGGACAAGAUCCUGGUGGCCACGGGGCGCAACGAGGGCGCAGUCGAGGUCACCAACGACGGAGCCACCAUCUUGAAAGCUAUCGGAGUCGACAAUCCGGCCGCCAAGAUAUUGGUCGAUAUGUCCCGGGUGCAGGAUGAUGAGGUGGGGGAUGGAACAACUUCUGUCACUGUCUUGGCCUCCGAGCUGUUGAGAGAAGCUGAAAAGCUGAUUGAGCAGAAAAUCCAUCCGCAGAUCAUUAUUUCCGGGUGGAGACGAGCCACUGAAGUAGCGAGAGAAGCCCUCGAAAAAGCAUCUCUGGAUCACAGUGGCGACGAGGCUUCAUUCCGUGAAGACCUGAUGAACAUAGCCCGCACAACGCUGAGCUCGAAGAUCCUGUCUCAGUACAAGGAACACUUCUCCAAGUUGGCCGUGGACGCAGUGCUGCGAUUGAAGGGAUCCGGCAACCUGUCCGCCAUUCAGAUCAUUCGCAAGAAGGGAGGUGCCUUGUUCGACUCGUUCCUCGAUGAUGGUUUCCUUCUGGACAAGAAAAUCGGCCAACACCAGCCGAAACGCAUCGAGAACGCAAAGAUCCUGAUCGCCAACACACCGAUGGACACCGACAAGAUCAAAGUGUUCGGUUCGCGCGUGCGCGUCGACUCGAUGGCCAAGAUCGCCGAACUGGAGGUGGCCGAGAAGGAGAAGAUGAAGGACAAAGUCGAGAAGAUCAUCAAGCACGAGUGCAAUGUCUUCAUCAACAGACAGCUGAUCUACAACUACCCGGAACAGCUGUUCGCGGACGCAGGAGUGAUGGCUAUUGAGCAUGCGGACUUUGACGGCAUCGAGCGAUUGGCACUGGUCACCGGAGGGGAGAUCGUCUCCACCUUCGACCAGCCCGGCAAGGUCAAACUGGGUCGCUGUCAAGUCAUCGAAGAGGUGAUGAUUGGCGAAGACACCCUGUUGAGAUUUGGCGGAGUGCCGCUGGGCGAGGCUUGCUCGAUUGUGAUCAGAGGAGCCACUCAGCAGAUUGUCGACGAGGCCGACCGAUCGCUGCACGAUGCACUCUGUGUGCUCGCCGCUACUGUUAGGGAGACCAGGGUCGUCUAUGGUGGAGGUUGCAGCGAGAUGCUGAUGGCCUGCGCCGUAAUGGAGGAGGCGGCGAAGACGGCCGGCAAAGAGGCGGUUGCCAUGGAGGCGUUUGCCAAGGCACUGAUGCAGCUGCCCACCACAAUCGCUGACAACGCAGGUUACGACUCGGCACAACUCGUCAGCGAACUCAGAGCCGCCCAUGUCAAGGGUGGCAACACCUCUGGAUUGGACAUGGAUGAAGGCAAGAUCGGCUGCAUGAAGGAGCAUGGAGUGACAGAGUCGUAUGUGGUGAAGCGACAGGUGCUGCUAUCUGCCUCCGAGGCGGCCGAGAUGAUCCUCCGGGUGGACAGUAUCAUCAGGGCAGCGCCCAGGAAGCGGGUCCAGGAUCGUGGACACUGCUAGAGUCCAGGAAUUGUGUCCAGGAUCUGGGACACUGCUAGGGUCCAGCAAAAGUGUCCACACUCGAAGCUCAGGAACGUGAAACAAUUCUUCUAUAUUUUUAUCGACUGUUACUAAACAAUACUGCUUCUCUAUUGUUACGUCAACUGUCGAAACCAGACCACUGUGCUUUAUUUUGCUAACAAGUGUAGCUAUUAGUUGGAUGAAUUCGUUCAUCAAUUGAAAUUCAUUCAUUUGUUCUUUUGUUGAAUGGGUGGAUUCAUUCGUUGGUUCAGUUGAAAGAUUCAACGAAUUCAAUCGUUUGGUUGAAUGGAUGAACUUAUAUGUUCGUUUUACUGAAUGAAUGAAUUUAGAUGCUCGUUCUAUUGAAUGGGUGGAUGGGUUCAUUGGUUCAGUUGAAAGAUGGAAUAAAUAAACUAAUUUGUUCGUUUCACAAAUUUAUUUAUAUGCUUGUUCUAUUGAAUGGACGAAUGAAUUCAUUGGUUCAGUUGGAAGAUCGAAUAAAUUUAUUGAAUCAGUUUAUAGGUGGAAUGAACUCAUUCAUAAGUUUAGUAUUUCAUACCACAUUAAUUCACACAAACUCUAAUCGGUAUUAAUAUGGGGAAUAAUUUUGUUUUUAUUCCUCAACACUUUAUGUUCACUUGUUGAUCAAAUCAUUCUUAUUUGUAACAAUAUCACCUUAUUGUAACAAUUUAUGACGUUUUUAUAUUAAACGUUGAAUUAAUAACAA
This is a messenger RNA of Nilaparvata lugens (brown planthopper), 2344 nucleotides long. It is a transcript of the gene CCT2, whose product is annotated as T-complex protein 1 subunit beta. Gene Ontology annotation, molecular function: ATP-dependent protein folding chaperone; ATP hydrolysis activity; ATP binding. Bases 82 to 1617 code for a protein of 511 amino acids. The record is from RefSeq and is a predicted model, not a curated record. NCBI's taxonomy places the organism in Eukaryota, Metazoa, Arthropoda, Insecta, Hemiptera, Delphacidae. Gene Ontology annotation, biological process: protein folding. Gene Ontology annotation, cellular component: cytosol; chaperonin-containing T-complex. The transcript is spliced from 8 exons.